This is a messenger RNA of Hibiscus syriacus, 1077 nucleotides long. RefSeq names its product flavanone 3-dioxygenase 3-like. The record is from RefSeq and is a predicted model, not a curated record. Bases 1 to 1062 code for a protein of 353 amino acids. The transcript has 4 exons. NCBI's taxonomy places the organism in Eukaryota, Viridiplantae, Streptophyta, Magnoliopsida, Malvales, Malvaceae.
AUGACGAAACUUACUUCCAAAACCUGCAUGCAAAUCCAUCAUCUUAAUCAAGAAACCUCUUCAACACUUAUCUGUGCUUUUAAAUUUCACUUCCUUUCUAUGGCCAACAAUCUAGCUGUCUCAGCCACUGAUGGUUGUGAUGAUCAAAUCCCCACCGUUGAUUACUCUUUGCUGUUCUCCGAGGAUCAAAAUGAACGGGCUAAGUCCCUUGAACACCUUGGAAAAGCAUGCGAAGAAUUCGGUUUCUUUUAUCUGAUAAAUGGUGUUGAAGAAAGUGUGGUAGAAGCAGCACUGAAGGGUAUCUCAGAUUUCUUCGAACUGACGAAUCAGGAAGAAAGGAGUGAAUAUUUAAAGAAGGAUUCCAUGGAUAGGAUAAGAUGGGGUCUAAGAUCCCAUGCUGGGGAAAACAGAGAAUAUCUUAAGGUAGUGGCACAUCCUCAAUACCAUUGCCCUACCAAACCAGCCAGCUUUAGGGAUGCCAUUGGAGUGUACUUCAAAGGGAUGCACGAGGUGGAACUCGGUUUAGCAAGAGCAAUCUCGAAAAUCUUGGGAUAUGAAAAAACCUACAUUGAGAAGGAAUUCAGACUCGAAGCCGGCUUCGACGUCUCCGCCAUGAAUCUAUACCCUCCGUCUUUCCAGUCAAAAGGUUCAAUCGGUGUGCCCGAUCAUACCGACCCGGGCUUCUUUGUUUCCCUUAUUCAAGAUGUGAACGGCGGCCUCCAAGUGCUCUCUCAUAAAGGAAGCUGGAUCGCCGUUAACAUACCCUCAAACGCCAUUUUCAUUAACCUGGGAGAUCAUCUGGAGAUAUUAUCCAACGGGAAGUACAAGAGUCACAUACAUCAAGUGGUCCUGGAUAAUAACCAAGUGAAAAGAAUCUCAAUGGCUACACUUCAUGGACCUUCAUUGAACACGGUAGUAGCCCCGGCACCUGGGUUCAUCGACGACUCUCGGCCGCCAGCCUACCGAGGGAUGACCUACAAGCAAUCGUUGGAGUUAAAUGGUUCGGAUGAGAUCGAUGUGCAGUCAUCCCUCGAUCAGCUCCGAAUUCCAUUGGCUAUCUAAUUACAUAAGCUUGUG